Molecule: messenger RNA, 3167 nt
Organism: Corvus hawaiiensis (hawaiian crow)
Lineage: Eukaryota; Metazoa; Chordata; Aves; Passeriformes; Corvidae
Gene: SLC68A1
Product: major facilitator superfamily domain containing 13A
Exons: 9
Coding region: 181-1710 (509 amino acids)
Source: RefSeq, a predicted model, not a curated record
CGGGGCUGGGGGGUGCGCAUGCGCGACUGUGCCGUGCGACCGCGGAGCGGCGGGGGAGCGCCGGUACCGGACGCAGGAGCAACAAUGGAUUGGCCCCAGCAAAGAUGUAGUAGGUGUUGGGAGAAGACAUCUCACCUGAAAUGGAGGUGAUCAAAGGAGCUGAAUACUGACUGCACCAAAAUGGGGCUGCGACUGCUGGCUUGUCUUUUCCAUUUGCCCACUGCAGUGAUCUACGGGUCUCUGUCGCUCUUUGUUUCCAUUUUGCACAACGUGUUCCUCCUGUACUAUGUGGACACCUUCGUCUCUGUUUACAAGAUUGAUAAACUGUCCUUUUGGAUAGGAGAGACAGUGUUUCUGAUCUGGAACAGCCUCAAUGACCCUCUGUUUGGCUGGCUGAGUGACCGAGUGUUCCUUAGCACGCAGCAGGCAGGAGCAGAGAUUUCCUCUCCUGAAGUAGUUCUGAAGAGGCUCAGAGCACUAAGCCACAAUGGCCCCCUCUUUGCCAUUUCUUUCCUGGCUUUCUGGGUUGCCUGGGCUCAUCCUGGUUUGCAGUUCCUCCUUUGCCUUUGCAUGUAUGACAGCUUUCUCACCAUGGUCGACCUCCAUCACAACGCCUUGCUUGCAGACCUGGCUGUUUCAGCAAAAGACAGGACUAGCCUCAACUUCUACUGCUCCCUCUUCAGUGCCAUAGGCUCCCUGUCUGUCUUCAUGUCCUAUGCAGUGUGGAACAAGGAGGACUUCUUUUCCUUUCGCAUAUUUUGCGUCCUGCUGGCCCUCUGCUCCAUUGUUGGUUUCACCCUGUCCACGCAGCUGCUCCGCCAGCGGUUUCAGGCUGAUGGGAAGGCAAAAUGGGACCAGGAAUCAACCCUAAAAGAGCUGUACAUUGAGAAACAUUCCGUCCCCCAGGAGAAGAGGAUCACCCUGGCAGAGUAUCUCCAGCAGCUCUCCCGGCAUCGCAACUUCCUCUGGUUUGUCUGCAUGAAUCUCAUCCAGGUUUUUCACUGCCAUUUUAACAGCAACUUCUUCCCUCUGUUCCUGGAGCACCUGCUGUCAGACCAGAUCUCUGUCUCUACUGGAUCCUUCCUGCUCGGUGUUUCCUACAUUGCCCCCCAUCUCAACAACCUCUACUUCCUGUCGCUCUGCCGCCGCUGUGGGGUUUACGCUGUGGUGCGAGGACUCUUCUUCCUGAAGCUGGCUCUGAGUGUUGUCAUGCUCCUGGCAGGACCUGAUCAGGUGUAUCUGCUCUGCAUCUUCAUUGCCAGCAACCGCGUGUUCACAGAAGGGACCUGUAAGUUACUCAACCUGGUGGUCACUGACUUGGUGGAUGAGGAUCUAGUCCUGAACCGUAGGAAGCAGGCAGCCUCAGCCCUGCUCUUUGGGAUGGUGGCUCUGGUCACCAAGCCAGGCCAGACCUUCGCCCCUCUGAUCGGCACCUGGCUGCUUUGUGCGUACACAGGCUACGACAUCUUCCAGCGCAACCCCCUAAACAACGUGGUGAGUGCCCAGCCAAAGCUGGAGUCUGCUGCGGCCUUGGAGCCAACUCUUCGCCAGGGCUGCUUUUACCUCCUCGUCUUCGUGCCCAUCACGUGUGCGCUGCUGCAGCUCCUCAGCUGGUCACAGUUCAGCCUGCACGGGAAGCGGCUGCAGAUGGUGAAGGCUCAGCGGCAGAGCCUGACACAAGGCCAAGCGCCAGAUAUCAAAACAAUCUAAGGGUGCCUGAGCCCCCCAGGGUGCUGCUGGAGGGCAGGCAAAGGGCAGGGAUGGUGGGCUGAGAGAGCCUGAUGUUCACCGUUCAGCUGUGAAAUGCUGUGAUGCCAGUGUUUACUCAUUCCAGGUGGUGAUCACUGGGGAAGGCAGAGAAGUUCAGCAUGUGAGGGGCCUGGGAUAGAUCACUUAAUCUCAGGAGCAAGAACAUUUUAUUCCAGCCUGUCCCAGGGAGCAGAGAGCUGCUCAUUCCAGCAAGGAGGUGCUGGGUUGCAGGUGCUAGAAACAGACACAUCCCCAAUGCACUUCUCUGCCCUGGCCAUGGCUCUAGGGAGCCACAGCCUCUCUAGCUGAGCAGGAGGAAACUGCACAGGGAGUUCUUCCUUGCUAGAGCCUUGCAGCCUUGGGGAGUGGAGUGGGAGGCUCCUGAGGGACCAAGUGACCAAGGGAAUGAUUGCCAAACAGGAUCAGGGAUGAGAGGACCUUGAAGGCCUUUCCCAGUAACUGGUACAACCCUCCCACAUACAGUGCUGUGGUUUUUGGACCAAAUCCACUCUUAAGCAUUUGUUGUUCCCAGGACAAGAUCCUGCACAGCUAGGAUGCUGAGUGUGCUGUUUUAUGAGGUUCCCUCCUCUGUGGCCUUGUAGAGGGUGUUGUUGCUGGCCUGGGAAAGGUGGUGGGCUGAACUGAGUUCAGAGCCUUGAGCUGUAUCAUCCCAUUGCAUGUCAUUUAUCCCUCCUCUCCACAGCCCAGCUGUACCCUGAGCUCCCUCCCAUUCUGGGCAAAGUCAGGGAACCAACCCCUAAUCCAGCUGCUGGAAGUGCCUCCCUGCCCAGGGCCAUCCCAGGUGACCUGGUGAGGCAGCCUGCAGGAGAGCACAAGCCUGGAGGAGACACCAGGUGUUGCCUUUGUGCCUUCGAUUCCUCUUUGGAGCCUGUCUGACACAGUACUGGGCAAUCACAGGGUUGGGAUUUCACCCUGGUGGCGAGGGGCAGACACCUCAGCUCCUCAGCACUUGAAACAGUGCCCAAGCCCUAAGCCAGGGAACAAGGAGAGCAGGUGCUUUGGUCUCCCUGGUUUCAGCUGGGAGUCGAGCGACAGGUAAUCACCAAAGGGGCCCCUGAGGCAAGGUGACUCCUCAAUCCCUGUGAUGUUUGGGGGCAGGCAGAAGGGAUGUGCCAAAGCCUGCGCCUGCCUGCUGCAGGAGGGGGGCUUGGCAGGCAGCAUUUGGAAUUGCACUUUGAGGGAUGUUCUUUGUUUAGUGCCAGGUUCCCUCUGGGGUCUCAGCCCACCAACCUGCCAUCUUGCCUCAGGACAUGGCUGCCUUCUGUGUUGGACCAAGACAUUCCUGCCACGAGGCUGCUGUAGUUCUUAAUGGUUCAAUCAUAAGUUAUUUGUGCAACUUCUAACCAAGUUUGAGAAUGAUUCUCCAUUUCAUAAAUUAAAGAUUAUCUUUUUCUGAA